Molecule: messenger RNA, 621 nt
Organism: Talaromyces proteolyticus
Lineage: Eukaryota; Fungi; Ascomycota; Eurotiomycetes; Eurotiales; Trichocomaceae
Exons: 4
Coding region: 1-621 (206 amino acids)
Source: RefSeq, a predicted model, not a curated record
AUGACUUUUGUCCACCAGCGCAGCUUUAAUUGGCUCAAUAGUGUUGACCAAUGCCGUUUUAUAAAACUACAGAAGGCAUGCCAAAGAGCUGGCUUCGAUGUCUUCCUGGCUAAUAUCACGAAAACGAAUAAUGGUGGCCUUAUUGAAAGCUACGAUGAAAGCUACUAUAACCAUGGAGGACUUGGGUUUUCGCAUGUGUUGGACAGAAAUGGCACUGUAGUCGAGAAGGGAGUACCAUUCCCCGAAACCAUGGUAAUUCCAGACGGUGUUUUCGACCGUAAUCCUCAUGAGGGGGACUCUGAAGGCUUCACAGGCAACGCCGGCGCUUCAACGACUCACUUUGUCGGGAGACGUUUUGUUCUCGCUUCUGAUGGGGAUUUUAUAAGGCGCAUUAAUCAUCCCUCGCAAUUCCGCUUCAUGUUUGACCUUCAUAUAUUAAAGCAUGGCUCCGUUAACGUUAAAGUCGUGCCAUCGUGUUAUAUUUCUGUACUGACUUUGUCUCACAGCCUGAACCGAAUGUUCCAAUUUCGAGGGGAAUCCAAGCCCAUGAUUCGCAAGUCGUUGCUUUCUCAACCACUGAGCUUGUUCCUGAAAUUGGUCAAAGAAUUACAUAUUAUCUGA